UUGGUUUGAGGCCACAGGCAGCGUAUAAAAGCGAGUGCACUUAGAUGACCUGCUUGUACAAGGCAAUCAUGGGCAAAGUACUGUUUGUGACGGCUCUGGCGCUGCUGCUGCACGCGCAGCUUGGCUCAUCCUUCAUACUGUCAUGCUACUUCACCAACUGGGCACAGUACAGACCCCCUCCAACCAUAUUCAUGCCCAACGACAUCGACCCAUGCCUGUGCACCCAUCUUCUGUAUGCCUUCGCCACCAUUAAGAACAACCAACUGGCCACCUACGAGUGGAACGAUGUGGAGCUUUACAGCCAGUUCAAUGCCCUAAAGAACGAAAACGGCAACCUGAAGACGCUGCUGUCUGUUGGAGGAUGGAACUUCGGCUCUACAGGAUUUUCGCAAAUGGUUUUGAGCCCCACCAACCGUCAGACUUUCAUCAACUCCGUCAUUUCGUUCCUGAGGAAGUAUGAGUUUGAUGGGCUGGACAUUGACUGGGAGUAUCCAGCCAACAGAGGAGGCGCCCCCCAGGACAAGCAGUACUACUCUGUUUUCCUGGAGGAGAUGAGAGCGGCCUUUGAGAGUGAGGCCAAGCAGAGCAACAAGGCUCGUCUUCUGAUGUCUGCUGCUGUGGCGGCUGGAAAGAGCAACAUUGAUUCUGCUUAUCAGAUUCCCCAGAUGGGCCAGGCCCUGGAUAUGAUCAACGUCAUGACAUAUGACUUCCAUGGCUCCUGGGAUCCCAUGACCGGUGAGUGCAGUCCCCUGUUUCGAAGCCCAGACGACCAGGGUGGUUUCAUUUAUUUCAAUGUGGACUAUGCCAUGAACUACUGGAAGAGCCAGGGAGCCCCGGCUGAGAAGCUCAUUGUUGGUUUCCCUACAUAUGGCAACACAUUCACUCUUAGGAACCCUGCUAACAAUGGUAUCGGAGCAUCCAUUGCCGGGGCUGGAACCCCUGGAAAAUACACCCAAGAGGCUGGAGAGCUCGCAUACUUUGAGAUCUGCGGCUUUUUGAAAGACGGAGCAACUGAGGUUUGGAACCAGGCCCAGGACGUGCCAUAUGCCUACAAGGGAAACCAGUGGGUGGGCUAUGACAACAUGAAGAGCUUCCAGAUCAAGGUUGACUGGCUGAUAAAGAGUAACUUUGGAGGCGCCAUGGUGUGGACCCUCGACAUGGACGACUACAUGGGCACUUUCUGUAACCAAGGAAAAUAUCCACUGAUUAAUGUUCUCAAAAAGGGCCUUAAUCUGGAACAAGCAUCCUGCGCCCCUCCCGCCACCCCCCUGCCCCCGAUCGCCGGUGUGAGCCCGGCAACCAGCGGCGGCUCCAGCGCCGGCUCCAGCGGCGGUAAAUCCUCCGGUGGGAACUCCGGCACCAAGGGCAUGGACAGCGGGUUCUGCGCUGGAAAGGCCAGUGGCAUGUACCCAAACCCAUCAAACAAGAACCAAUUCUACAACUGCAGCAACGGCAAGGCCUACUUUGAGAAUUGUGCCGCUGGUCUGGUCUUCGAUGCUUCCUGUUCUUGUUGUAACUGGGCCUAAAGCUGACGUUACAGAUUGACUGGUUAGCUG
Messenger RNA from Pungitius pungitius (ninespine stickleback), 1556 nucleotides. Its product is annotated as acidic mammalian chitinase-like. Gene Ontology annotation, cellular component: extracellular region. Bases 45 to 1526 code for a protein of 493 amino acids. The record is from RefSeq and is a predicted model, not a curated record. Gene Ontology annotation, biological process: carbohydrate metabolic process; chitin catabolic process. Gene Ontology annotation, molecular function: chitinase activity; chitin binding. Lineage: Eukaryota; Metazoa; Chordata; Actinopteri; Perciformes; Gasterosteidae. The transcript is spliced from 11 exons.